This is a messenger RNA of Pundamilia nyererei, 5630 nucleotides long. RefSeq names its product ankyrin repeat and fibronectin type III domain containing 1b (gene ankfn1b). NCBI's taxonomy places the organism in Eukaryota, Metazoa, Chordata, Actinopteri, Cichliformes, Cichlidae. Gene Ontology annotation, molecular function: protein binding. Gene Ontology annotation, biological process: regulation of establishment of bipolar cell polarity; signal transduction; establishment of mitotic spindle orientation. The record is from RefSeq and is a predicted model, not a curated record. The coding region runs from base 584 to 4678 and encodes 1364 amino acids. Gene Ontology annotation, cellular component: spindle. The transcript has 24 exons.
AGCGGGGCAAAGUCUAAAACCCAUUAAACUCUUAUUAAUAUAAUUGUCCUGUCCGAAAUCAAUCAUCACAAUUGACUCUGGCCUGGAGACGGGGCACAAAUAGUGGCUUCGAUUUUGCACUAAAAAAGCGGUAAAUAUAAUGGGAUUAAAGAAACUCGCUAAUUAUAAAUAGCAUACUGUGUAAUUUUACGGGGGGGGAGACAUGUUGCCACCAGCAAGGAGACACAAAGUUGAAAUCCGGUGGAUCACAGUGAUUUAUCUUCAGGGUUGAGCUAGGCGGAGCGAAGCAUCCCCCCCGAUAGACAGAAGCAGGCAGUCCGGGGCGGAGAAAAGUUACAGCUUGGUGGAGUUGUUUCUCGUGCUGCUACGGCUCGCUACACAUUACCGGUGUCACAAACUAAUUGUUUAGAACACAGUGACAAAAGCUAAGUAGUCGCUUGACUCUAGCUAACAAGAACGGCACCCGGGAAUAGUUGAAAAGGAAACAAAUACUUCUUCGACAAGAAGGAAAUAAACAAGUGGGUGUAAAAAGGAGGACUACAAAUCCCCACCUGGGGAGCCACUGGAGCCUCAGGGUGCUGGAAUGGAGCAACUCAUAGAGUCGCUGGAAAGGAAGCUACAGAGACCCAUACUGGCUAAGUCGCGUACCCUCCCCAGCAUCCCCCAGUCUCCAACGGUCUCCAGGGUCCACCACUCUGAUCUCAUUGGCGGGAGUCCUCCGCGCAUGAAGAAUCCUCCAGUUGCCACCAGCCACUCAAAGGCCUGCACUUUGCCACCUGCAGGGGAGCUUUGGCGUUUGGAGGAUGACAUGGAAGGUGACAAUGAGACUAGCGGCUGCACCGAGGCCCGUCCACGCUCCCAGUCGCCGUUCUCCCAUUUCCGGGCGCGGGCUGCUUACCUGCGCAAGAGCAUGUCAGCCGAUGAGCACCUAGACAUGGGCUCCGACUUCGGCGCAGUGACUGCGGUCGAGGGCAAACAGAACCGUGGGAAGGGAAAGCUAAAGAGGAAGUUUAGUCUGGGCUCAGCUGACCGAAAGGAGAAUCAGAAUAAGAAGUCAGAGUCGGGAAUCUCCAAAUUUACUCAUCGUCUAUCCCUCAAAGAGCGACCAGCGAAGGCAGAGAAGACUUCAUCAGAAAGGCCUCCAUCCUACAGGAGACGAUCUCUUAGUGUCGACUGGGCUGACUCGGCCAAAAUGACGCAGCCCAUGAGAGGGGACCAGGCCCACCAGCCAGUCUCGGCUCGCAAGUCUGCCAGCUUGUCCUCACCGAGCGCUGCUCGCCGCCUUUACCGCAAUUUGUCUGGAAAGUUCCGCGUGGGCACCAACCCCCCUGCUCUGGAGGACAGUGUGGUGUCAGGACGGGGAGGAGACAAGGAGAGGCUCCGCAAAACCACCAUAUUUCAGAGUAAUGAAGCUCUUUUUGAGGCAGUGGAACAUCAAGAGUUGGACCUGGUACAGCUCCUUCUCUCACAGUACAGUCUGGAGGAGCUGGAUCUCAACACUCCUAACAGCGAGGGGCUCCUGCCCCUUGAUAUCGCCAUCAUGACCAAUAAUGUGCCCAUGGCUAAGCUUCUGCUGCGAGCCGGUGCCAAGGAGAGCCCCCACUUUGUGAGUCUGGAGGGCCGAGCGGUUCAUUUGGCCACUCUGGUGCAGGAGGCCGAGCAGCGAGUGUUGGAGCUACAGCCCCAGGUGCGGAAUGAGGGUCCCGGUGAGCGGGAGGGAUCUGACCGUGAGCGCCAGCUAAAAGCUUGGGAGUGGAGGCUCCGGCUCUUCCGACGCAUGCAGACAGGCUUUGAGCAUGCCAGUCCUCCAGAUGCUCCCAGUGUAGUUUCCCUGUCUGUCAGCAGCAGCACCAGUCUAAAAGUUGACUUCCAGGAACCUCUUUGUGUCAACUCUGCUGUGGUUACCAAAUACAAAGUGAGCUGGAGCGGUAAUCCUUCGUUUAGUCCUCUGCUGGGUGAGAUGAUAGUGGAUGAUGCCACUCAACUCGAGUGCAACAUUACUGGACUAACAUCUGGGACCUAUUACUACGUGCAGGUGUCAGCGUACAACAUGAAGGGCUGGGGACCUUGGAAAAUUUCCACACCGGCCUGUGCUGCACCUUCCAGUUGGAGGGACAUUGAUGGCCGCGCUCCUCGUCAGAGAGGACAGAAGGAGUCACUGGACCAGCUACUUGGGCAGAUAAAAGAAGCUCACCGCCAUUGUGUCUGCCAUGAGCAAUGCAAAGCUCCACCACAAAGCAGGAAGCACUCAGUGUCCAAGAGCCUGCGGCACCUUUUCCAGCCCACCAACAAAUUUGUCAAAAGUUUGAAAAGAGGUCUCUAUCUGGCGUCCAUAUUCUACAGAGAUGACAACGUGUUGGUGACUCCAGAGGAGCAGAUUCCUAUUGUGGAGAUUGAAGAUUCGUAUUCAAGCUCACUGAUGCAGGACUUUCUAUGGUUUACUAAGGUGUCCUAUCUAUGGGAGGAAAUUUCGUGGCUGCAGCAGUGCCUCGGUCCUUCCCAGACGUCGUGCUCAUGCACUCUGCAGACUCGCCUCAAGAUGCUGCAGGCCGUCUCCCAUCUACAGGGAGCACUGGGAACCCAGGAUCUUGGUCAGGUAUAUUUUGAGCCGAUCAAAGACAAGCAUGGUAACGCCCUGUUGGUGCUGCUGAAGGACAUGAAUGCGUCUCCCAACCUUGACGGGGUACGCUGGACGCAGCUUUGUAAACUGCAGCUCCAACGAAAAUCUAUAUCAUCCCCCGAAGAGCCCACUGCGCUGGACAUGCUCCUCAUCACACUUCAUGAGAAGCUGGCGUACCACAGGCGUAGCAGGAAGCUUUUGUCUCCAGGCUUAUAUCUGGGCUACCUGAAGUUGUGUACAUCGGUGGAGCAGAUAAGAGCACUGGUGCCCCAGAAACUCCCCAACGUGCUCUGUCAUACCAAAAUUCGAGACAACAGCAAUGUGUCCAGAGAGGAGUGGCAGUGGCUUCAGGCCCUCAGCUCUCUGGAGGAGUCACUGGAAAUGGACCAUGAUGUACAGAGUGCUCCCCAUCGCCUCCUACAGGACCUGCGUAAUGCCAUCAAGGACCUGAUAGCUCACAUCAACAUUCCUGGCAAUCAGGCACAGGACUUCCGUAUCUACAGCCAGGAAGUGUUGGAGUUUGGGGAGAAAGUGUGUUUCCUCCUCCUCCUGCCACCUUCAGAUGAAGUCUGCACGGCUCCCGGUCAGAAUAAUCCAUACUCCCCGCGCUCCGGCUUCCUCACACUGCCGCUGCAGAUCUUUGAAUUGGUGCACUUUAAUGCCUAUUGCCCCAGUUUCAUCGGCCAGUACUGCAGGGUGUCUGCCUUGCUGGAGCUGGAGUCCCUCAUGUCUCAGCAGGCACUACGGGAGGCCUUCUCUGAAGCUGAGCUCCUCGUUGCCAAGAAGAAACACCAACAAGUUCAGGAACACAUGCAGCAAAUGGAGGAGGUGUGGCGGGAUGUGAGAUGGAUUAUGGAUGCCUUGCAAUACGCCCGCUACAAGCAGCCGACAGGAGGCAUCUCUGUAAGCUGGAUAAUUGACUUCUCUAAAGAGGUGAUGCCUGACAAGCCUCCCUCUACCUCAUCUCAGCCAGACUUCAUGCCCUCUCCUAUGCCUUCACCCGAACGAUGCCGUAAGCACUCAGAUUUUGCUGGACUCUCAGAUGAGGAAGGCUCCUCUGAAGUUUUCCUCACUACCGACAGUGACUAUGACUCCAGUCGUGCCCAGAGCCCCCGAGAGCUGGACCUGUUGCCCCCUUCACCUCUCUCGUCCUCUGCGCCCCUGGAGCCCCGUGGUUUCCUGCGCAUCGACGGGGGCGGCUCAGGAGGAGGAAUGCAUCUCAGCGGGGGUGGACGUGGAGGGGGAGCUCUGCGGGAUUCCACACCAGACGUCCUCCAAGCAUCAGAGCCGCAGCACGGGAGGGAAGGAGAGAGGUGUGGAGGAGGUGGAGGCUUUCGAUGUGGAGGAGAAAGGCGAAGGGGGGCUCCGGAGCUGUUUGACAGUGACUUCAUCUUGCCCAGCAGGCAGAUUGAGCUUUUGCACAUCACAGAGAAGAGGCAGGCCUUCUGCGUGAGGACCAGCAGUCUGGAGUUCCCUUCCGCCCACCAGCAGCCUUACUCCUACCACACUACUUGCCCUUCACCUUCCACCUCACCGCAGCGAAGAUGGCACCGGCCCUCAUCAGUAGACCGCUGCUGUUCCGCUGAGCGCUGCCUGUCACGGCUUCCGCCGGCACGCACAUUAUCAGAAGACAGCGGCACUCAGAGACUCGCCUCACCAUCACCUGCUGCUCUCAGGAAAGGCUGUCAUGCCACACUCAGAGUCUACCCGCAGUACCGCACAGGUCUGCCAAAGGAGACCAGCGUCAAGCUUUGUGUAACUCCAGGCACAUCCGCACGGGAGAUGGUCCAGCUGGUGGUGCAGGAGAUGAACGUCGUGUCCCGGCGCAUGAUGGGAAGCAGUGAAAACGGUGACGAACAGGAGCAGUGUGUUUACUACAGUCCUGAACAGCUGAAGCACUUCGGCCUCGUGCUGGUUGUGGACGACAGAGAGAAGUGGUUACAGGACGACUUCUGUCCCCUGGAGCUUCAAAACCCCUGGCUGAGGGGCAAACUGUGUGUUCGUAUUAAGGAGUAUUCGCCACUAGCCCUCAAACACAGCCGGGCCACCACAGUGUGAUACUUCCCAGAAGUGAGAGGGGCAAAUCUUAAGAGUUCACCCCGUGCCGAGAUUCUGUUUUGAUAAACGUACUGAACUGUCACGCUGUCUGCAGGCUCCUAAACUCUACAAUUUUUUCCCUCUCACUGUGUUGAUACUGUCUUCGGCUGCAGCUAUAUCAUGUUGUCAUAUUUUCUGCUGUGUUCUGGUUAUCUGACAUGCUACUCCGAGAAUCUGUUUCCAUGAAAUCUGUUCUCCCAUACGUAGAACCUUUCUUUUUUUGUUGAUGAACAUCAGAGACCCUCAUAUGGACACCAAAUGAACAAUAACAGUAGAACAAAGAGAAACUAUUUUUUUUGUGCUGUCAGAAGUCAUUGGGUAAAAGAUUGUGAUGCUGAGCGAGAUUAAUGGAGCGUCUCUUUGACUUUUGGCGUGAUUGAGGCCAGCAGAUAGAGCCGUGCGAGCUGCCAAAAUGACAUGGGCAGCAUCAGCGCCUCCCAGCCACACGCGGACACGGCUUUUCCUAUGAACCCUCUUAUUGUGCUGUCGGCUCCAGCCGUCCGGCCCCAUGUUCCCAGGAUGUGGGCUCUGGACUUAGCCCAGGAGGCAGGAAGGAAGGGGAGAAGUACAGAGGUGGCUGGCGUCUCUGCUCGGGGAUGCAAUGGACCCGACGAUUUGGCCCGUCAACUUGUCACUCAACUGCUCUUGGCCACUGUACUGUCUAGCAGCAAGCAGCCAAGGAAUUGAGAGCAUGAUAGAGAGUGAGAGUGAGGGGAAAAAAAGAGUGAAUAGGAAGGAGGGUGGAGGUUACAUCACAUAAACCCCAGCACUAACUCUGGUGCUCCUUUUCUCCCUUUUGCAGCAACAAGUCUGCUGUGUAGUAGACUUAGUCACAGUGUAGCUAACCGAUAUGAUCAUCUUGUGGAGAAACACAAAAUAAAACCAGCUGAUUUGGGUUUUCAAAACAGAGAAA